AUGGCUUCAUCAUCAAAGACAAGCUCUCUGCUCUACUCUUGCAUCGCUCAUCGAAGCACCAUUUUAGCCGAACACUCCUCGCCGGGCACCUCAUCAACCGCCGCAUCAUCACUAGCCUCCAUCAUCCUCCCAAAAAUCACCCAUGACAAACCCCAAAAGCUUACAUUCACCCACGAGCGUCUCUUCGUGCACUACAUCUCCGACUCACCCACCGAACAAGCAGGCGAUGGCACGAGCACAGAGCCAAGCUCGCACGCCCCCCUGAGCUUCAUAGUGGUCGCAUCAGCCGAGCAAGGCCGGCGCAUCCCCUUUGCCUACCUUCUAGAAAUGAAGCGCAAAUUCCUCUUGACCUACCCGCCCACCAGCACAGAGUUCGGCACGCUGCCCGCCUACGGCUGUGCUGCUUUCAACGCGGAACUACGCUCCCUCCUACAAACAUACAACACUGCGCCACCGGCAGAUUCGCUGGCGUCAGCACGGCGCGAGAUCGACAGCGUACGCGAUAUUAUGACCGAGAACAUUGAGCGGGUGCUGGAGCGCGGCGAGCGCAUCGAUCUACUAGUUGAUAAGACGGACCGUCUUGGUGGGAGUGCGCAUGAUUUCCGGAUGCGCAGCCGCGGGCUGCGGAGGAAGAUGUGGUGGAAGAACACCAAGUUGAUGAUUAUGAUGGUUGUUGUGGUUGUUUUCUUGCUGUAUUUGUUUAUUGGGAUGGGAUGUGGACUGCCUGCUUGGGGGAAGUGCGUUGGGCACUAG
This is a messenger RNA of Penicillium soppii, 753 nucleotides long. RefSeq names its product synaptobrevin family protein. Gene Ontology annotation, cellular component: membrane. NCBI's taxonomy places the organism in Eukaryota, Fungi, Ascomycota, Eurotiomycetes, Eurotiales, Aspergillaceae. Gene Ontology annotation, biological process: vesicle-mediated transport. Bases 1 to 753 code for a protein of 250 amino acids. The transcript has 2 exons. The record is from RefSeq and is a predicted model, not a curated record.